ACCCCGACAGAAGCACACAAUGCAGUUUGACUGCUACUGGUUAUCCACCCAGGCUUCAUGUAUGCCUCAGCUUUCGAAAUAAAAUGAAGAAAUCCAUUUUUGACGAUCGGGACGAAGAACAAGCUUUCAUAAGUCGAUUUUCACGUUAUGCUUGAGAAAAACGCUGCUCCAGCUGCGGACGCCGGCGAAAUCUCCAGCUUAAGCGCACACAGUGGAUCACACAGCGGGCCGCGGAAGGAGGAGCCCAGCCUGCGCUGACGGGGCUUCGCUCAACAUCCUUAUCGGUGCAACUCCAGCCCGAGGCUUUGGGGCCUGCUGUAUAUUAUUAUCGUUUUAAAUGGAGGCUUGGACGAAAGCAGAAGCCAGAGGAAAAUGGCCCUCUAUACAGCGCGAGUGACGAAAGUGACAAUGUCUUGACAGAAAGACAGUAAGUGGAUUAUCUGGAAUCUUUCAUAACCGCUGUGUUGUUGGAUAAAACAGGCCCGGUGAUGCCCAGACAUGACUAUACUCAGACUGCAGUGUGUUCACACCAUACAGCCUCUGCUGGACUUCAUUAAAUUAUAAGACAGGAACCCAAAGGCACAUUUCCAUCUGAGGUCCACUGCACAGAUUCUGGUGGCGUUGUUUUUCAUUCUUUAACAGCUGUAAAAUCUCUCAGGCCGCACCGGGGUGUGUUUUAAUUAAGUGCCUUCGUACGGACGUUGACAUGGACGGUCCCAGUCGGAGCGGAGGCUUCAGGCAGAGCCGUCGCUCCCGAUCGCAGCGUGACCGCGAGCGGCGGCGGAGGAGAGCGGACCUCACUGAGCACAGGGCCUCGUCGCCAUCCUCGGCCUCGGACCAAGAACUUUGCCGAGGAGACUCUCUGCUCCGCGCCGGCGGAGGAGAAUGUAGACCCGGCUUCCCCGGGACCAGACACCGGCCUCCGCGGCGGAGGAAGAGAGAAUCGGUGUCUUGCGAGGAGGACAUCAUUGAUGGAUUCGCCAUAGCCAGCUUCAUAAGCCUGGAGGCCUUGGAGAUGGACUGUUCCCUCAAGCCUCCAGAGCGAUCUGGCAUAAUGGGAAGAGGAAGUAAAAGGAAGAGGGGCCUAGAUGAAAAUGGAGGGCCCCUGUCAGAGCCGGAGGAAGGACCUCCUGCUACGUACACCAACAGCUGGGAUCAGCGCAGGAAGAUCAAAUCUAAACUGAAGAGAAAGGGAGAUGCUAAGAUAUCUGGGAAUCACAUGGAGACAGGAUAUAUUUGUGAUACAGAGAGUGAAUCAGGGGAUAAGGCUUCUGACAAUAUGGAGCCAGCAUUCAUUGUCUUCACCAGUGAAGCAGUUAACGCCAACUCAGCAAGUGCUGCUGCAGGCAAUGGUUGCCCUCUCUUGCCCUCAAACAGCUCAGUACCCCUCCUGUCUGUCACACCCCGGGUCUCUGGCCUGGAGAGAAGUCAGGAGAGGAGUAUGGAGCAGCCUUACCCCGAGCCCAUCUCUACCUCAUCCUCUCUUCCUAGCCUUGCAGCCCAUUCCACAGCCUCUGUCUCCAAUUUACUUCCUGAGCAGCGCAAUGGAAAUGGUGGACCCCAUCACCGCCAUAAUGCUAGUUCACCACAGCACAAACACAAGAAUUUCCUCCCUUUCCACUUAAAGUCACAAUCGAUGUACCCAAUGGGCAACAACCACAGGAGCAGUACCUCAGGCAAGCCUCCAGCUUCAUCAUCCUCUUCUUCUUCGAUCAGACCACCUACCCCUGCUACAAGUGUGUCUCUAGGUCGGGGCCCAGGGGGUGUUGGAACAGUAAGACCUUCUUCUCGACCUAGUCCUGGUGCUGUUUUCACACCGUCUCCCAGCCUUCCUCCACCACCUCCUCUCAUGCAAGUGUCACCCCACCCUUCAACAGAUCAGGAUCUGAUCCUGACAGAAUCAAAUGGUGCCUCUGCAUCUGGAGGGCCGUCUGUGUCGAACUCAAACUCUGGGACAUCCAGCAGAUCCUCGCAGGCCCAGACAUCCAUCCCUACUAUGGCCUACCAGUUCCAUCACCACAAUCACCAGCACCAGCACACUCAUACUCACCAACACUUCCUACAUCCUACAGCUGCACCACCACCACUGUUUGAAAAGUAUCCAGGCAAGAUAGACGGUCUGUUUCGACACCCAUUUUUUCCUCAGUACCCACCAUCUGUGCCUGGAAUACAGCCCGUUCUUCCGUCCACGGGACCUUUCAGUUCAUUGCAUGGAGCUUUUCAGCCUAAGCUUGUUGCCCUUCAGGGAGCUGCUCCUGAGAUGACUUCAGGUUUGGGAGUUGUACCGCCCCAUCUGCAACCUAAAGCUAGGCUGACAGAUUCAUUUGCACCACCACCAAAAGUCAGUAAUAAACCUGGAAAAUGGUGUGCUAUGCAUGUCCGUGUGGCUUGGAUGAUUCUAAGGCAUCAAGAAAAAGUCAAGCUUAUGCACGCUGAUCCACAAAAGCUGGACUUGCGUAAUGAACUAUUGCCACGACUACCUGGCCCUGGUAUUGGUGGACUAGGAGGUCUAGGACCACUUGGUGGUCCCCUUGGCCCAGCUCAUGAUCUUACAAGACCAGGAGGCCUGUUUGCAGCCACUGGUGGAGUCAAUCCGUCCUCCACACCAUUCAUGCCUCCAUCAACGCCCCACUCUUCUUUCCUCACCCCAGCAGCACAUCUGGACCCAUAUGUUCAUUCACCCCACUUCUCCUCUCUGGGAGCCCUGGGUUCUGGUGCCUUUGGAGGCCUAGGCAGCCCCACGAUAGCUGCCAGUGUUUUUGGGCAUAAGACUGAACCCUCUGCAAGUGCAGUUGGAGGACUGGGCAACCCUCACGAUCCGUGGAAUCGUCUGCAUGUUCCUCCUGCCUCUUUUCCUUCUGGAUCAUCUUGGGCCAAAGGCCCUGAGAAAAGAGAUGAUAGAGGAAAGGAAGUGGAGAGAAGAGAACUGACUCAUAUAAAGGAUGAAAAGGACAGAGACAGUGUCUUGUAUGGACGCCAGCCUGUGCGAAUGUCACCUGGUGUCCCAUCCCUCAAGCACCGCAGCAGCACCCCCAGUUCACAUAUGAAUGGCUUAGGAUCACUCAGUGGAAGUGGGGUUCAGUCUGAUGGCCAAAGCAGAGAGCGAGAACGGGAAAGAGAGUCCGACAAGAGACACCAUUCUGCAUCCAGGCCUCCAGUGUCUGCUUCCUCCACAGCUCCGGACAGGCCUCGGUCUUCAACAUCAUCUAUCCUCACAACCUCACCUUCUAAUGUUCCUUUAGCCACCUCUCCUCUGGAUCUGUUUCACCGACAGCCAUCACACACACUCAGCACAGAAUCCAGCCACUCUUCUCAAAGAGAGAACAACGGUCCAGCCUCUUCUAGUUCACUUCCAGUUAAGAAACCUGAUCGGACCACAACUCCGUUAUCCAAACCUGCACUUGGACUUGCCUCUGGGUUGCUCGUAGCCCAAGUCAAGGUCAAAGAAGAACGUAAAGAGGAGCCUGAGCCAGUGCCCAUCUCUUACACACAUAACUUUGAAAGGCCCAGUAGUCGGCAUCCACACCACCCAUCCACCCCUUCUUCAACCCUUUCUUUGACACCUACACCUGGCGUGCCUCUUCCUCCUCCAACUCCACACCCUCCCCACCAUCCUCUGUCUCUUUUAGAUCGUUCACGGGCUAUGGACUAUGGCACAGCUGGACUGGUAUUAGGUGCUGCAACAGAUCGCUUUGCGCCGCAUCCACACGGUCCUCCACAAGGUCAUUCCCAACCUACUCCCAGCUUUCCCUGGGACCCUUGGAGGGAUCUGGCCAUCCAUCAACAACAGCAACAACGCAGAGACAUAUUGACUCUGAGGUCAGAUCCCCACCUUGCACUUCGCUCUGAUCCACACUUUAGACUACAGCGCUACUUUGAGGCGGAAAGAGCUGUAGUAGCAGCAGCUGUGGCGAACAGCCCCCACCAUCCACCAGUACCUACCUCUACAUCCGCUGCUUCUGCUUCAGUGGGCAGGCCAGAGUUUGGGUUGAUGCCCCACCCAUUCGAAGAAGAACGUGCUCAGAUGUUGCGGGAGGAGAGAGUACGGUAUUUCGGGAUGCACCCACACUUGGCCGCGCCACAUCUUCCUAGCCCAUCUCAUGCUGCCCACCUAGAACAGCUUCAUGCUGGGCUACUAUCUCACUCUCAUCUCCAUCCUGCUGGAGCCGCCGCACAAGCAUCCCAUCACCCUGAUCUCUACUCUAGACUUGGGCAUCUGCAUUCACACCCACAUGUACCUAAUGGCAUUCUAACCAAGACCCCAAAUCUAGUUGGGGCAUUGUCAAUUGGUGCUCCACCCCGUCUCAUUCCAUCUGUGAACAGAUCUGCUACCCCACCCCGUGGACCCAGACUUGGGGCAGGAGACUUGACCCUUUUUGCCACACAUAAAGACAGCGAGUCCAGAUAGUACUAGGUAAAGCUUGAGGAGCUUCCAGAACUGUGGAAGAAAUAGCUCCUCACAUGGCAAGGUUCUGCAGGAUACUCCAAAAGAGCUAAGCUUCAAUGACCAUACACAAGUGUUGAAACAAUCUGGGGAGCAAACAUACUUCCCAGGGCUGUUUGAUAUAUUUAUCCACUGUGGUUAUGUUGGUGCAAUUAAGGUACUCUCUUGCUGUGCCCUGGUUUUUAUGUAGGGGUUUUCUUUACAAGAGGCCUGUGGAUGUUCUAAGACUAUUAAUUACUGCUAAUAAUAUGAAGACAGAUUGUGUUGAGUGAUGGAUCAAAAAUUGUGAACCUGUUUGUCUUGGUGAACUCGAGAGAAAUCCUACUGUAGAGUUAUGGUCCUCAGCUUUGCUUUUGAAGAGGGAGAAAUUGGACUCUGUCUGAAGUAGUCAAAUACUUCAUUGUCUGAUUUAGCACUGUUGGGAAAUGUAUGAAUUAAAAGAAACACACGGUCCACAAUCUGUUUUAAAUAAUUAAGUCAUCCACUAGGCAACUUCCGUGAACAUCAGAAUGAACUUCUUAAGAUUUAUUUUAUUCUUUAAAAAAGUUAUUAUGAACUGUACAUCUUGUUGGAUAAUAUUUUAAAAUUUAAAGGGAAAGAACUGUCUCCCAUUCAUUAGUCUGACUCUACCGAAGAGCUGGGCUAGAAUAUAGUAGAAUAGUGAUAUUGCUUUUGUAAUAAUUAUUGUUAACAUUAAUUACCUUCCAUAAUAAAUAUAUUCACUGUUUAUGUUAUAAUGUCAUGUUUCAGUUCUCACCAAAUGCACUCAAUUGUUGAAAUGAGUCAGUGAUGAUUAUUGUCCAGCCAAGCACUACCAUUGCUGAAAUAUACUGAUUAUGUACUGAGUAUGUGUCAAAGGCAGCCUCUACAGUUCAGAGAAUUGAACAUCUUCAUACUUUGGGAGAGAGAGGGUGUGUGUGUUUGUUCUUUCUGUUUUCCACAGUUGAGGGUGUUGCCAACAACCAUCAUUCAAACUCAGUGGCACUAAGCAUGUCAACUGGACCCAAGGAGUGCACGUCCCUUACUUGCAGCUAAACAGUAGGAUUAGAAAGACUCUUGUCUAAAGAUAUGGGACAUUCUGGAUUAAUUAUUUGAGUAAAACAGUUUUAUACAUUUUAAAUAUGUUCCCUCUCCCCCUUGAAAAGAAAACCACAGAGAUUAAUUAUUAAACAAAUGGUUGGUUAUUUA
Molecule: messenger RNA, 5632 nt
Organism: Danio aesculapii
Lineage: Eukaryota; Metazoa; Chordata; Actinopteri; Cypriniformes; Danionidae
Gene: fbrs
Product: fibrosin
Exons: 19
Coding region: 707-4408 (1233 amino acids)
Source: RefSeq, a predicted model, not a curated record